Molecule: messenger RNA, 2961 nt
Organism: Terrapene triunguis (Three-toed box turtle)
Lineage: Eukaryota; Metazoa; Chordata; Testudines; Emydidae
Product: zinc finger protein 664-like
Exons: 5
Coding region: 777-2246 (489 amino acids)
Cellular component (GO): nucleus
Source: RefSeq, a predicted model, not a curated record
AGCGGAGUCAGAGAUCUUGUGCGGCAGCUGCUGUCCCUGGAUUUGAGUGGUCAGUAAUCAGGGCUCUUGGAAGCCGGGACUGAGCAGCUGCUGCUCCCACACGGGGUCUGGGCCCGGGAGAGACCUGCAUUACAGCCCCCUCUGUGCCCAGCAGAGAUGGGGACUUUCUCCAGUGGCUGGAACUAGCCCCGGGCUCUGCCGACAUCCUGAGCUGGAGACUGCAGGUGGUGGGGACAGGGCUGGGGAUGGGCUGGAAAGUGACUCUCUGUACAAAGGAUCCCCGGGGAGCCUCAGACCUUGCAGCCCCUGGGAACCUGCUCCCUGGUUGUGAAUGCACCCGGGGGAGGGAUAUGAGCUGCCUUAACAGCAAGGGAGCCAAUUUCCUCCGCUCCUCUCAGAAUCUGCUUCUUGUUGCUGCCAGCUCUUGUGAUUUUAUUGAGAGUCUUUAGGAGGGGCUGCAAGAGCAUCUGUGCUGUGCGAGAAACGAGCAAAGAGAAGCCAAAGAUGACAAGAAGAGGCAAAGAGCGGAAUGGCUGAAACAGACAGAAGUCAAGAGGCAGAAAAUCAUCCGGGAGUGGAAGAAGCUAUGUGGGUUUCUGCAGGAGCAGCUUCCUGCUGUCCUAGCUGGAAGAGCUAGACAGAGCAAUUGUCAAGAGAGGGGAUGAGAGGAUUUCUGAACUGUCCCUGGAGAUUUCCCUGCUCAGUGAAAUGGGAGGAGAGAAUGGAUAGGAGCCGCUGAGCCAAUCCGUACAGGAUUUCUUCUUCCCAAACCUGACAUGAUCUCCAAGGUGGAACAAGGGGAAAUGCUGUGGGUCCCAGAUCUCCAGGACUCCAAGGAGAGGGAGAUCUUGAGAGCAGGUGAUGGGAUGAUGAGAAAGUACGAGGAGGAGAAUCCCCAGCAGGAAGGUCCUGAGCAAGUGGAACAACACUGGACAUUACUGGGAAGAUCUCAAGGGAACGUGUCCUCGAGUCCUGAGCAGGAAGCAGCUUGUGAGAAUGAGCACAGGCCAGAGAACCAUCAGGAUAACCUCCCAGUGCAAGAAGUAGGUAAAUCUGUUCAUUAUGGAGGAGGUUGCAAGGACCUUGAGAGAACAACAGUCCAGCAGAGAAUCUUCAUGGGAGAGAGAAAAACCACAUGUACCGAGUGCGGGAAAAGCUUCAAACGGAGCUCAGAUCUAACUAGACAUGAGAGAAUCCACACAGGAGAGAGACCCUAUAGCUGUCCCAACUGUGGGAAAAGCUUCAACAAUAGCUCAGCCCUUACUUUACAUCUGAAAACCCACACAGGAGAGAGACCGUAUAAGUGCCUCAACUGUGGGAAAAACUUCACUCGCAGCUCACGCCUCAUUGAACAUCAGAGAGUCCACACAGGAGAGAAACCCUAUAAAUGCCUCGACUGCGCGAAAAGUUUCAGUGUGAACUCAGCCCUCAUUAGACAUCAGAGAGUGCACACAGGAGAGAAGCCUUAUAAAUGCCCUGACUGUGAGAAAAGCUUCAAUGUGAGUUCAUCCCUUAAAACACAUCGGAGAAUCCAUACGGGUGAGAGACCUUAUAGAUGCCCCGACUGUGGGAAAAGCUUCAAGGAGAGAUCAAGCCUUAUUAACCAUGAGAGAAUCCACACAGGAGAGAGACCCUUUAAAUGCCCCGACUGUGGGAAAAGCUUCAACCAGAUCUCAGCCCUUCUUCUACAUCAGAGACUCCACACAGAAGAGAGACCCUAUAAAUGCCCCGAUUGUGGGAAAAACUUCCGUGUGAGCUCAGCCCUCAUUAGACAUCGGAGAAUUCACACAGGCGAGAAACCAUAUAAAUGCCUUGAAUGUGGGAAAAGCUUCAAUGUGAUUUCAUCCCUUUGUACACAUCGGAAAAUUCACGUGGGAGAGAAACCAUAUAAAUGCUCCGACUGUGGGAAAAGCUUCAAUAUUAGUUCGUCCCUUAUCACACAUCAAAGAAUCCAUACAGAAGAGAGACCCUAUAAGUGCUCCAGCUGUGGGAAAAACUUUAAUAUUAGCUCAUCCCUGCUUAAACAUCAGAGAACGCACACAGAAGAGAGACCCUAUAAAUGCACCAACUGUGGGAAAAGCUUCACUCGGAGCUCAUACCUUAUUAAACAUCAGAGAAUCCACAUGGCAGAGACUCCUAUAAAUGCCCCAGUCAGUAGCCAUAGUAAAAAUAAACCAUUUCCUGAUUUCCCUUCUACACCAGUGACAUUUGGUUCCCAAAUAUCUGGCUGCCCCUCUCUGGGGUGAGGAUACAGCAGCAGACAAACCUGAACUGAUGAGUGACUCUGGUUCUGCCUGUCUAGAACACCCCAGGCAGAGCAGAAUACCUGAUCCACUUUGCCUCAUUGCUGCAGGCCCGGCUGCUGAGGCAAUGUGCCUCUCCGCCUUCUACCUGUUGGGCAAAGAAAGAGAAAAGAACUCCUCUGGAAAUUCCCUCUCCCCUUCCCUGCCCUUUCAUGGAGAUUAGCAGAAGAAAACUUGGGCCCCAUAUUCACUCUAGAGACCUGUUUCCAUCUCUCUUCUUCCACCAGCCCAUGGGCUGGGCUCUCACACUUAACUGGAGUUGUUCCCUGCAGUGGGGUUCCCCUGAGGGCUGGUAACUCCUUCUCUCCCCAGAUCCCCCAUGGUGCUUGGUUCUCAGGGGAUCAGAUGUUAACAGACUAGGAGGGAUGGAUGAUAGGCAGGUAAUGGAGGAAUUUAAUGUUUGGGGCUGAUGGAGAUGGGAACCAGAAGCAGUCAGAUGCAGGGUGUUGAGGUAUCCAGUGUGUGGGGAUCAUGGAAUAACAAGGGUGGAAAGGGAUGGGAUUAGGAAGGUACUUCUCCUAUACUUCAGCCCCUCUGCCCCUUUCUCUGUUCUCUUAGUAUUAAGAAAGCAUCACUGAGAGGGACACAAGAACUAGGGAUCACCAAAUGAAAUGAAUGGGCAGUAGGUUUAAAACAAACAAAAGGAAGUAUUUCUUCA